AAACAGCAACAGCAACAACAACAACAACAUGUGGAUAUUACAAGUGAUAGUACAACGACAGCAGCUACUCGAACGGAGCCUCUUCCGACCGCGCUGACGGCGUUACCUAUGGGGCCGGGGAUAGCGGAGGCGGCGGCUAGCAUAGCGGCAGCAGUGGAGGGACAGUUGAAGAGUAGUGCUCCUAAAGUAUAUGAGGCUAUGGCGAUGGAAAGUAAUGAUACGCCUUUGUUGCCUGGUGGGCUGACGCCGAGUCUGGUAGAGUCCGGCACGUUGCCGCGCCCACCUAGUGAUUGGUCUCCGACUAGCAGGACUAGCAGAAUGAGCAAGCCCUCGGUUACCCCUUUGAGUAGAAUGGGUGACAAUCUCGAGGACACUAUUGACCGAAAGCAGCAGCAGCAGCAAGGAUCGACCUUCGAUUUCCUCGACCAACUUCCACUGGCUGGAGGUCUGGGGAGUUUCCGUCCACCACUGCCACAGGAGAGUAUGGAUGAUCACUAUCAGCAGCAGCCGCAUCAUCAUCAGCUAAUGCAUCAAGAACAGCAGCAUCAGGCAGCGUAUGGCCCUGCGAUCCCUACAGCUAUGCAUGGUAAAGGCUUCUACUAUGAACAGUCGCCGGAAACUGAACGCUUUAUGGGCGGGCAUCAUCACCCUCCCAUACCGCCGUACCAUAUGCAGCAACAGCAACAGCAGCAGCAGCAGCAUCGCGAGUACAACCACUAUCCUGACCGUAUGCCCUACGCUUAUGACCAUCCUAUGGCACAUCAUCAUCAUCAGCCAGUGUUCGAUAGCAGCAUGCAUCACUACAAUAACGGACAUGUUCAGCCGGUAGCACCUCAGCACUCCCAUGCUGGGUAUGGCGAUGAGGCUUCGAGACGUCGAAGGGAGUUUGAGGCGAUUGCUGCUGCUACUACAGCGGCCCAUAGUAGUCAGUACCCGAGGCCAGGACCACCACAACAGGAAUACCAGCAACAGCAGGGCACAGCCCCAGCAGCUGAGGGGGACACUAGGGCGGUGAAUGAGUACAGACGUAUAGUGCAUGACUAUGUUCCGGACCCUGAGACGAUGAGUCUUGGCAACAACGACAACUUUCUUGACCUUUGCGCUGGAGAUGUGGUUAGAGUGUUGGAAGUGACGGCGAGUGGCUGGGCUGCUGGCAUGAGAGUAGACGAAGAUUGGAGGGACAUACCUCACCCUCAGACGGGGUCUACUGCGUGGUUCCCUUAUAGCUUCUCAGUGGCUAUAGAACGGUAGAUAUAUGUAUGCAAUGGUGCUCUCACUGGUGCUACUAUCAAGUAGUAGUUAUUGGGUUAAUGAGUUUCAGUAUGACGAUUGAUAUUUACUAUAACUUUUGAUGAUACUUUUCAUGGUAAUAAACGGCAACUAAUGAACGCUGAGGCGGGCGCAUAUCACACCGGUCACGGUAUCGCUGGUAGUGAUAGCAGCAGCUGCAGCCUCGUUGACUUAGC
Molecule: messenger RNA, 1466 nt
Organism: Perkinsus marinus ATCC 50983
Lineage: Eukaryota; Perkinsozoa; Perkinsida; Perkinsidae
Exons: 5
Coding region: 109-1251 (380 amino acids)
Molecular function (GO): protein binding
Source: RefSeq, a predicted model, not a curated record